This is a messenger RNA of Trichoderma breve, 522 nucleotides long. RefSeq lists its product as uncharacterized. Lineage: Eukaryota; Fungi; Ascomycota; Sordariomycetes; Hypocreales; Hypocreaceae. Bases 1 to 522 code for a protein of 173 amino acids. The record is from RefSeq and is a predicted model, not a curated record. The transcript is spliced from 3 exons.
AUGAAUGCUGUGAACAGCGACAAGUUCGUCCCGAGGAGAGCCGGGGCUCCGUCGCCUCCGCCUCCGCUUCUUCCUCCCCGGCCUCGCGAUGUCGGCCGUCUACUCCGGGCCGACGACAAUAUCGAUCUCCCGCCUUCAUACGAGGCGUCCACCCUCCGCAGACCAAGCGACGCACACAUCCGCGUCGCCGUCCGCUCCUCCCAACACGCCUCCAACAGCAACUCCUCCCUACCAUCCCUCAUCGCCGGCCGCGACGGCCGCACCAGCAUCAACACCACAGGCUACCUCCUCACAACCCCCAUGAGCGCCAGCCUCGACCGCUACGACCACUGGGGCCAGAGCCACCCCGCCGACGGCUCCGGCUGCUUCUGCUCCGACUCCGAGGGGUGCUGCUACUCGAGCCGCGGCGGCGUCGUGUGCUCUGAUCGCGACGGGGGCGUGUUGCUCGGAUGGCAGAUCUUGCUGCUUCUCGAAGUUCGAUAUGGAAGAUUCUCAAAGGGGAAUUCCGACGAUGACGGUUGA